Molecule: messenger RNA, 599 nt
Organism: Ochlerotatus camptorhynchus
Lineage: Eukaryota; Metazoa; Arthropoda; Insecta; Diptera; Culicidae
Product: DPH4 homolog
Exons: 2
Coding region: 117-599 (160 amino acids)
Biological process (GO): positive regulation of ATP-dependent activity
Molecular function (GO): ATPase activator activity; ferrous iron binding
Source: RefSeq, a predicted model, not a curated record
GCCGAAACGAAAACACAACCAUGUGCAACGGUUAAUAGCAAUGAAAGUUGAAAGUUUUAGUUUAGUCAACAUACACAAACUGAAACACGCAACUGAAAACAUCGAAUUCGAUUAAGAUGUCUCAGCGACACAGCGCAGAAUCCACCUCAUCAUCGGAGAUGUCGCACUACCAGGCGUUAAAUGUUGCACCCGAUGCAACACUGGAGGAAAUUCGCCGUUCGUAUCAAUCGUUGGCUCUUCGAUUCCAUCCGGAUAAAGUGAGCCGAGCUCAACCAAAGGACGUUGAAAGUGACGAAGAUAACGAUGACGAUCGAGGAAAUCGUUUCAUUCGGAUCGACGAAGCAUGGAAGGUGCUGAGGGAUGAGGAGGCCCGACGGGUGUACGAUGCUGAACUGAUGCAACGGACCUGUCGGGAAGAGUACUUUGUGAACGAGGUGCUGCGGAGGGCGGAUUUUAGACACGAGAAGGAAGAGGAUUACUACUAUCACACGUGCCGGUGUGGGGGGCUAUAUGUGCUACCGGAAGGGUUGGGUGGUGAUGAGAGUUGCUACAUUGGUUGUGAUGAAUGUUCACUGGUGGUUCAGGUGAAUGCCAAAUGA